This is a messenger RNA of Brienomyrus brachyistius, 2515 nucleotides long. Its product is annotated as norrin-like. NCBI's taxonomy places the organism in Eukaryota, Metazoa, Chordata, Actinopteri, Osteoglossiformes, Mormyridae. The coding region runs from base 333 to 749 and encodes 138 amino acids. The record is from RefSeq and is a predicted model, not a curated record. The transcript is spliced from 3 exons. Gene Ontology annotation, biological process: Wnt signaling pathway.
GGGGGGAAUAGGGGAGGGCGCCAGGGGCAACUGUUUUUGAGGACACUUGACGGCUCCCGAUCGUGCGGCAGCUGUGAGUCGCCAACGUCCUGCUGCCUGGUCCGUGGAUCUGAGGGUGAGCCCCAUUGUCGCCGGUGCUGAUCCAGCAGGGCUACACAGGAAGGAGACAGACAUGGGGACAGGUUCCAAGACAGCCCACGCCAUCCCCUGCUUUCUGGGGAGCAUUCAUGGAGAUGGAGGGCAAGCCCUGUGACCUUUCCUAAAGACGCCGUCGCUCCCUUCAUCAGCAGAGCGUUUUUUUGGUGAUUUGCUCUCUCUCAAAAAAGACAAAAAUGAGAAACUCCUACCCCAUGGCACGGCCUGGAAUUGUGCUUUUCCUGGUCACGUGCCCCCUGCUGGUCAUGCUGCAAAGUGCGCCCAGUAAAGCUCAAAGUGGGCAUCUUGGGGACAACGACCCAGACAGGUGUAUGAGGCACCACUUUGUGGAGACUAUCACACAUCCCAUCUACAAGUGCAACUCUAAGAUGGCGCUGUUGGCACGCUGUGAGGGCCAGUGCAACCACAUCUCACGGUCGGAGCCCCUGGUAUCCUUCAGUUCCGUCUUGAAGCAGCCCUUCCAGAGCACCUGCGCUUGCUGCCGGCCCCACACCUCCAAGCUAAAGGCCGUGCGUCUGCGCUGCGCCGGUGGCCUGCGCAUCACCGCCACGUACCGCUACAUCCUGGCCUGCAGCUGUGAGGAGUGCAGCUGAGUCCCCGGGGCAGGACGCCAACAGGAAGCGUAGAAAAGAUCACGGGAAACUGAGAUCGUUAGACCAAUAAGGACGUCACCAGCGAGUCUUGGAAAACAUGUGACCUGCCUCUCUGCUGGCCACAAUAAGACCUUUGACUGCGACUUCCGGCCACAAGUGUGUCACACUUAGUGUCAUGUUGCUGAAAGCCUGUAUAGUGUGCAGCCAGUACAGGAACGAUCAGGGUGGGGAUGAUCCCUGAGAAUGGCAGGUGCACCAUGGGUAAAAGGGCUACCGGAUUCAUUUUGCACUCUGAUUGCAUUACAUAUUGCGGGUUCUGUUUGGUAGUAAUGUGGAAGGCAUCAGAUUUUCAUGGGAUUGCUUUCAUUGGUGUUGAUGGUGAGAAUGAGGAUAUUUUAUUUCUUAUGCAUUGUGAGUCUGCAUCUGUUUUGCAGGUGGAUUCAGGUCGACACGCCUGUUGCAUUCAUCUCCAGAUUCAAUCAACAUAUUAAUAGUAUGUUGGGGCGCAACUAACAGAAAACGCUUAGGAACAGUUUUAACCAAGUGGACAACAGACCAUAUAAAUGGAUUUUUUUGUUCAUUUCUCACUGUCUCUGCUGCAAAUACACACACGCAGCAAUUUUACAGUUUACGCAGUUAGACACAUUACCAUUUAUAACCUUCACUCUGUCCUGCUCGUAAAACUUCAAGAAUGUACAUCUUGCUUGCAGACAUCCAUUAGGAAACGUGAUCUAAUAAAUGUUUUCCUUUCUUUCUAAACACUGCACAGGCCGGUUUGAGAGACCAGCACAGCAGGCAUAAGUGUUGCUAUAUUUCUCAGAAUGUCUUGGGAAUUUUUAUGGAACCACCUUAAUUUUGCUCUGCUUUGUUCUAAUUGCGGGAUCGCUUCCUUGGUGUCACUGAGUACAUUCUGCCCCCUGCCUAUACCCUUAACUUGCUUUCUGGCCUGGCUCCUCAAUAAAUUCUUCAACGAGAACAUAACCACUAGACACAUAUGGUGCUCAGAUAAGUCCAGGCAUAAUUGUUUUGAUAAGCACACAUUUUUUCCAUUGUGAUAGUGAACAUCAUUAUCAUACUACAGGUAAGUAAGGACAGAACAGUCCACCAGAAGAAACGUCUGCUUAACGUUCCCAUUCAUUGUGGUUUCCUGGUGUAACACAAUUCAUUUUCCAGCCUAAAUCAGAGGGCUUUCUCUGUUUCCCUGUGCAGUGAAGCAGUAGGCUAUUCAAGAAAUCUAGCUACUUGGGGACUGAAUAUAUAUCACUGCUUUUCUCUGUUUUCCACGCAAGUUGCUAAAGCGGAAAAAUCUCCUCAGCUCCUGAAGUUCCUACCUUCGUCAGUUAAUAAUCAAUAGUGAUAUAACAUCACCUGGAAAACCAAAAGCAAAGUCAUUCAUCCGAGUCCUGUUUCUUUUCUUGAACGUAUUUUGCAACCAAAAUACUGAAAAUAAGUUACGCAACAACACUGUCUUCUGCUGGCAGAAAAUAGAAGUGCACUUCAAAUUGACAAUGUUGGUGGGCUUGGGGGUGCAGCAGAAAGGGCUCAUUUAUUUUAGGAUGAUGUUUAGCCUUUUAACAGUCAUGAUCCUCAUCCGCAUUUUACACUGACAAUGACACCACGUAUAAACGAUUAUAAGGCGGGAUAGUGCAAGUAUCCCUUCUAGUUUCAUACAAAUAUCUACUCCAAAGUACGUUUGCUUACUGCACUUCAUGCCAAAAGAGUUUUUCCAAGACAUUAAAAGCUUUAUAUUCAUUGCUUGUGGCUUA